This is a messenger RNA of Radiomyces spectabilis, 1110 nucleotides long. Its product is annotated as kinase-like domain-containing protein. Gene Ontology annotation, biological process: intracellular signal transduction; protein phosphorylation; intracellular monoatomic cation homeostasis. Gene Ontology annotation, molecular function: ATP binding; protein serine/threonine kinase activity. NCBI's taxonomy places the organism in Eukaryota, Fungi, Mucoromycota, Mucoromycetes, Mucorales, Radiomycetaceae. The transcript is spliced from 2 exons. Bases 1 to 1110 code for a protein of 369 amino acids. The record is from RefSeq and is a predicted model, not a curated record.
AUGCCCCCGGAUGCCGUUCAUGAGGAACGAGCUGCCAUGGAUGCCAGUUUGAAGCGAACACCAUCCUAUUCUUGCCUUGCACAGAAAUGGGGCACUUGCCAAGAAGUGAUUGGAAAAGGGGCCUUUGGGGUGGUCCGUGUGGCUCAUAAGACAGAAGGUUCGACCGAACGUCUUUAUGCUGUCAAAGAAUUUCGUAAACGAAACUCAGAAUCAGCUAAAGAUUAUGUCAAGCGUUUGACAUCUGAAUUCUGCAUCGCUUCCACUUUACGCCAGCGCAAUGUCAUUCAAACCCUCGACUUGUUACCACAAAGCGAAAAUUCCCCCGUUUACUGCCAAGUCAUGGAAUUCUGCAACGGCGGAGAUCUAUUCAACCUGAUUUAUGAUUCUUCCGAAGGUUUAGCGGUACCAGAAGCCAAUUGUUUCUUCAAACAGUUGCUGCGUGGCGUCGCUUACCUUCACAAAAUGGGCGUCGCUCAUCGUGACUUGAAACCAGAGAACCUGAUCCUCACUGCCGAUGGAUGUGUCAAGAUUUCCGAUUUCGGAUCGGCCGAUUGUUUCCGGGUUGCUUGGGAAGCAGAUGAAGAAGGACGCGAAGUAAUUCACUACAGCAAAGGAUUGGUGGGGUCCGAACCGUAUAUGGCACCUGAGGAAUUUGUGGAACCGGAAUAUGAUCCGCGAAAGGUCGAUAUAUGGAGUUGUGCCAUCAUCUAUAUGGCGAUGCGCACAGGAAGUCAUUUAUGGCACUAUGCUAAAAAGGGCGAAGACGAAGCUUUCGAUCGAUACCUGAAAUUCCGUCAGCUGGUAGAAGAAGAACGUAAAAAUGCUCGUCGACAACGGUCUCAAAGAAUGGGCACAUCUACCAUCUCGUGUCUCUCAGAACAGGAUAAAGAGCAAUUUGAAAAAGAGCGCGAACAGGGCGUUCUUAAAGCAAGAGAAACGAUCCGAAAGCGCGCCAAAGAAGGAGGCUUUGAUGUACUGGAGGGUAUCGAGUUUGGCGCCAAAAAGCUUAUCUAUCGCAUGCUCGAUCCCAACCCGACCAAACGGAUAACAUCAGAAGAAGCGCUGAAAAAUGAUUGGCUCUCUCGCAUAUACACCUGUCAGUCAGAAUAA